GCAGGACCUUGUUGAUUUGGGGCGGAGUCCCUGAGACAGCAGCACCUACAAUAGCAGGCGCCUUGGGAGCAGCAUCACUCACUGCCAGGAGCAUCCCGGGGAGCACCCAGCCCCUAUGGCUGCCAAGUCUCAGCCCAGCGGCCCUCGCGUCAAGAGCCCACCCAGCUCUGCCAAUGGGCACGUCUCCCAGAAGGGCCAAUGGGGCCGUGCCUGGGAGGUGGACUGGUUCUCGCUGGCCGGCGUGGUCUUCCUGCUGCUCUGUGCUCCUUUCAUCGUGUACUACUUCAUCAUGGCCUGUGACCAGUUCCAGUGCUCCCUCACCGCCCCCAUCUUGGACCUGGCCCUGGGCCGUGUGCACCUGACCGACAUCUGGGCCCGUACGCCGGGCCUGACCCGCGUGGCUGCCCAGCUCUACGCCGCAUGGGUCUCCUUCCAGGUGCUGCUGUACAUGGGGCUACCCGAUUUCUGCCACAAGAUCCUUCCAGGCUACAAGGGCGGUGUCCAGGAGGGGGCUAUCACCCCUGCAGGAGUCAUCAACAAGUACCAGAUCAACGGGUUGCAGGCCUGGCUGAUCACUCACCUGCUGUGGUUUGCCAACGAGUACUUCCUGGGCUGGUUCUCGCCCACCAUCAUCUUCGACCACUGGAUCCCGCUGCUCUGGUGUGCCAACAUCCUGGGCUACGCCGUGUCCACCUUCGCCAUGAUCAAGGGCUACUGCUUCCCCACCAAUGCCAAAGACUGCAAGUUCACAGGUAAUUUCUUCUACAACUACAUGAUGGGCGUCGAGUUCAACCCCCGCAUCGGGAAGUGGUUCGACUUCAAGCUCUUCUUCAACGGCCGCCCAGGCAUCGUGGCCUGGACCCUCAUCAACCUGUCCUUCGCCGCCAAGCAGCGCGAGCUCUACGGCCACAUCACCAACUCCAUGGUCCUGGUCAACGUCCUGCAGGGCAUCUACGUGGUGGAUUUCUUCUGGAACGAGGCCUGGUACCUGAAGACCAUGGACAUCUGCCACGACCACUUUGGCUGGUACCUGGGCUGGGGCGACUGCGUGUGGCUACCGUACCUGUACACUCUGCAGGGCUUCUACCUGGUGCAUCAGCCCGUGCAGCUGUCCACCCCGCACGCCCUGGCCGUGCUGGCCCUGGGCCUGGUGGGCUACUACGUCUUCCGCAUGUCCAACCACCAGAAGGACCUUUUCCGCCGCACCGACGGCCGCUGCCUCAUCUGGGGGCGUCCCCCGAAGAUCAUCGAGUGCUUGUACACGUCGGCCGACGGGCAGACGCACCGCAGCAAGCUGCUGGCGUCGGGCUUCUGGGGUCUGGCGCGCCACUUCAACUACACGGGCGACCUGAUGGGCAGCCUGGCCUACUGCCUGGCCUGCGGGGGCGCCCACCUGCUGCCCUACUUUUACAUCACCCACAUGACCAUCCUGCUCACCCACCGCUGCCUGCGCGACGAGCACCGCUGCGCCAGCAAGUAUGGCCGCGACUGGGCCCGCUACACGGCGGCCGUGCCCGCCCGCCUGCUGCCCGGGAUCUUCUAGAGGCCACAGUGGUGAUUCUGGCCCC
Suncus etruscus (white-toothed pygmy shrew) is the source of this 1568-nucleotide messenger RNA. It is a transcript of the gene DHCR7, whose product is annotated as 7-dehydrocholesterol reductase. The record is from RefSeq and is a predicted model, not a curated record. The transcript has 8 exons. Gene Ontology annotation, biological process: brassinosteroid biosynthetic process; cholesterol biosynthetic process. Gene Ontology annotation, cellular component: endoplasmic reticulum membrane. NCBI's taxonomy places the organism in Eukaryota, Metazoa, Chordata, Mammalia, Eulipotyphla, Soricidae. Gene Ontology annotation, molecular function: 7-dehydrocholesterol reductase activity. The coding region runs from base 116 to 1543 and encodes 475 amino acids.